Messenger RNA from Symbiodinium sp. CCMP2592, 2619 nucleotides. The record is from the annotation of a GenBank genome assembly. Lineage: Eukaryota; Dinophyceae; Suessiales; Symbiodiniaceae.
AUGCUACUCGGUUUUGGUUCAAGCCUAGCGUUGCCAGAAUCGCGAAGUGAGAAUCGGCCAUCCGUUCAAAUCGUGUGCCAGUUUCCACCCCAACCGCGGAAGUAUGCGGCGCAGCGCGGCUUGUCUCCGGCGCGCAACUUGUCAACACGUGCUCAAGUUACUCCACAGCAAAGUGCAGUGUUCUGGAGACAAGUCAGGCAGCAAGCAGAAUUCAUUUGGCAUGGCGAUGCCGGAAGUUGCCCACAUGGCCCACAAGUUCGCAUUUCUCUUGCCACGCCUCUCGUGCACUGUGGAGAAGCUUCAGGCAAGUGUCGUGUGUUGCAGCCAAGUGGAGUACGCAGGAGCCAGAGUGUGGGUGGAACUCCGAGGGGCACCUAUGACCCGGCCAGGUGUGCGCUUCGAGCGCCUGCGCCCUGCAUCUCGGUAGGGGGACUUUCUGGUGGAAUACACCAUCCGCCCAAGUCGGCCUCGCCGCGCAGAACCGUUCAUGCAUUCGGGUGCUCACAGAAGAGUUACUCUCCCAGGCAGGGGCAGCUGGAUGCUCCGGAGCAGGCCAAACCUGUGUCUCCCCUACGCGCACGCUCCGCACGCUCCGCACGCUCCGCACGCUCCUGUGAAGCGAUGCCGCAGUGGGUGUCCGUACAACGGCCAGUGGUUUUCACACAGAAAUCGACAGCCUCAGCACUGCCUUUCCGCUCUUUUUCUUCCGAUCGCCUGCGGCCGCUGGCGACGGCCCAAGGCCAAGGCCGAUGUCACUCGGCCCCAGUGCUGAGACAGGCCGAGGCUUCUCUCAGUCCAAGGAGUCCAACCUCGGCACCUCGGCUGUGUGGGGGGCCCGUCCUUCGUUUGCCCAGCCCAAGACGUCUCCCCCCACAAGCUCUGCCAGCAAAGAUCUGCCGCAAUCUCCCGCAGCCGCAGGCCGCUGACCGUGCCGCCACCGCCGCCGCUCUGUGCGGAUUCAAAGGCAAAGCACCGCCGGUCUCACGAAGAGUCGCAACGGGACCGCCGGUGGGACCGUCGGGACCGCCUCCGAAGGCGAAAGCGGAGCCUCAGACGACGCAUCGAGCCAAGGCCAAGGCCCAAGGCCCGGGGCCCGGGCCCGGGCUCAGCCUUGAACCAGGCUCAACGCUGCAGAGCCCCACAGCGGCAAGCCCAAGCACAAAGAGAGCUUUCUCAGGGAGUCCACGAGUUGAGGCCGGCGAGAUUCAGAAGACGGUGCACAUCGGUUCUGGGAGCUUCGGCUCUGUUUGGAAGGCGAUUGUUCGUGGACAUUCAGUUGCUGUCAAGAUCUGCCAGCAGACUACAGCCAACGAAAGGCGGGUCACGCUGAAGGAGCUCGGCUUUCUGUGCAACUUGCAUCACCCCCGAUUGGUGUCCUUUUUUGGGUUCGCGCAGACUGCAGACCAGCUAAUCUUCGUUAUGGAGCUGAUGACCGGGGGAAAUUUGUCGGAUCUGCUAUUCUGCAGAAGACCAGUGUUGAGCUUUAGGCAGAAGGCUUUGAUGGGCUGUCAAGUCGCUGAAGGUCUGUCAUAUUUGCACGAACGGCACGUUAUUCAUCGAGACCUGAAGACCAUGAAUGUCGUGCUGGAUGCCUCGCUGAAUUGCAAACUCUGUGACUUUGGCCUCACUCUGUAUCUGGACCCAGAUACCACGCACAUGACGGUGUGCGGAUUGCAGGGCUCCCCCAGGUACAUGGCACCAGAGCAGCUCGAGACCGAGACGAAUAACGUUCGCAUAUCGGAAAAGGUGGACAUUUGGCAGAUGGGUUGCGUGAUGCUGGAGCUCUUCUGUGCCGUGGUGCCCUUCAGCAGCCUCAGCGAUGUGGCCGCGAUCAUCUCGGAGUUGAUCGUAAAGAAGAACGGCCCGACCAUUCCUGAUGAUGCCGAUCCGCGACGAUGGAAUGUGAUGUGGCUGCCUUACUGCCUGACAUCUGGCCGGCUUGGCGGCUGCAAGCUUGGCGAACGUGACGGCCCGGUGCAUUCUAUGGCGGAUGACAGUGCAAGCAACUGCAAACAUACCACGGACCAUGACUUCAAACGGUUGAGCAUGGACAAUGGCUUCAACCUCUUUGCGAUUCCUCCAUUGGUGCUUCUGACAGGUUGGUCUUUGGCAAAGCCGUCACCAGCAGCUCACAAAGCAUUGUCAUGGAGCGUGUUGAGCUACACGAUGUUGGAUACGAUCUACAACCUGAUGGUGCCUGAGUGCCAACCCUCGAGGCGGCGCUGGGCCAGCAUUCUGCUUCACCACGUGACGGCUGCUUGGCUCGUUUGCUUUCCUCUUAGCCACGAAGGCUUCGCGCACCUGACGGCAUACUGCACUGCAGUCGAGCUCAAUACAAUGUGCUUCGCCAUCUACAAGGCUUUCAAGGGGCCAGCAACGCGUGCCGCUCAUCUGCUCACCUGGGUGGUUCUCAGACUUGGCUGGUAUCCGUACCUCGUGUACCACUUUCACCAAGUCGUCCGCGGAGCUGGAUUUGCAGUUGGCAGUUACGGGUACUGCCAGUCGGUUGGAUCACAAGUGAUCCUUUGCAGCCUGAACUUCUUCUGGACCGUCGAGGUAGCUCUUGGCAUGAUGCAAUCGACACAGAAGCAGAACGGCGAGCAUCUUCACCGCAGUUAG